This is a messenger RNA of Myxocyprinus asiaticus (Chinese sucker), 1038 nucleotides long. RefSeq lists its product as uncharacterized. The transcript has 3 exons. The record is from RefSeq and is a predicted model, not a curated record. Bases 1 to 1038 code for a protein of 345 amino acids. Gene Ontology annotation, molecular function: nucleic acid binding. NCBI's taxonomy places the organism in Eukaryota, Metazoa, Chordata, Actinopteri, Cypriniformes, Catostomidae.
AUGCCUGCACGAAGGAGAAGAAGACGAUUUCCAGGACAAGGGAGAGUAAGACAAGUACCAGGACAAGGGAGAGGAGUGGGACAAGGGCAAGGGAGAGGAAUGCCUGGACGAGGACAAGGGGGCAGAGGAAAGCUCCUAAAUGAAGAACAGGAACUUGCUAUUGUCAACAUGGUGAUUGCUGACAAUGAAAUAAAACUGAAGGACAUUCUGUCCAGAGUUGUAGAGGACAACCUUGUCUUUGGGGACAUUGCAGCAAUCAGCAUAACAUCCAUUUCUUGGACUCUAGCUAAACACAGAGUCCGAAUGAAACAACUAUACAAAGUUCCUUUUGAAAGGAACGGUGAGAGUAUCAAAGAACUCCGUCGCCAGUACGUCCAGAGAGUCAUGGAUUUGGAGGCCAAUCAAGUCCCACAUGAAAUUAUCUACGUUGACGAGGCUGGCUUCAAUUUGGCGAAAAGGUGUCGGCGCGGAAGAAACAUAAUUGGCAAAAGAGCCACAGUUACCGUGCCGGGCCAGAGAGAAGCCAUCAUCACCAUGUGCGCCGCAAUCUCCAACAAUGGUGCACUCCUGCAUAAAUGUGAGAUUGGCCCCUACAACACCGACCACCUUCUCCUGUUUUUAGAAGACCUGCACGAAAGACUGGUGCCAGAGGUAGAAAGGGCACAGGUGGGAGACCACUUGCCAGUAUAUGUGAUCACAUGGGACAAUGUGGAAUUCCACCAUUCCUGUGCAGUCACAGCCUGGUUUGAUGACCAUCUGAGGAUGAUGUCCCUUUUCCUUGCCUCUUACUCCCCUUUCCUCAACCCCAUUGAGGGGUUUUUCUUAGCCUGGAGAUGGAAGGUUUUUGACCAUCGUCUACAGGACCAAAUGUCCCUCCUGGAUCCAGUGGAUGCUGCAUGCCAAGACAUCACAGCUGAACACUGCCAGGGGUGGAUAAGGCAUGGCAAAAGAUUUUUCCCAAGAUGCCUUGCCAGAGAAGAUAUCAGGUGUGAUGUGGAUGAGAACAUGUGGCCAAAUGCAGAAGACCGAGCAGAUUAG